GGGUCAAUGGCUGACUCGUAUUUAAAGGUCUAGUUCUGGUUUUUUGGGUUCAUAUAGAUGUUCUUCUUUCAACGCGAGGCAUUGAGUUUUGUUUUCUUUUGUAAAAGUAAUCUGGAACUUACUUCAUUCACUGCUUUUUUUCAAAAUGAGACAUGGACCAAUUUUGACGCUUUUGGUUACUGUGGUGCUAACAGUAGUUAGUGGGAAAAACUACAUUCAGCCAGAGCCAAUCAUCAAAGUGGUGCACAAAGAGGUACCAGUAUAUCACAAAGUACCAGUACCUAAGCCGUAUCCGGUACCGAAGUACAUUCCUAUACCGAAACCUAUACAUGUGCCACACCAUGUACCGGUGCCAUUUAGGGUACCAGUCGUGAAGACAAUCCCUAAAAUAAUAAAUGUACCCAAGGCCAUUCCAGUACCGAAGAUCGUAGCCGUUCCCAAGGCUGUGCCAAUAGCGGUUCCAUUUCCGGUUCUGAAGACCGAAGCAGUGCCCAUCUACAAACCGGUUCCGGUGCCCAAACCAGUACCGGUGCCUUUUCCAGUCAAGGUGCCUAAAUAUAUUCCCGUACCCGUGCAUAAGGUGAUCAAAGUUCCGAAACCGUUCCACUAUCCAGUCAAAGUUCCGGUCUACAAACAAAUCAUUGUAAAGAAGAAGAUCGAAGUGCCCGUUCCAGUUUACAUAAAGAAGCCAGCAUACGGUGGACAGUCUGGUGAAGGAUGGUACCCCGAAAGCCAAGGAGGAGGUGGUGGAGGAAACAAUAAAGGUACUCCAUAUGUUGGUGGAGGCGGACAAGGCGGAGGAUGGGAUGGUGGAUACGGAGGUGGAGGAGGGGGUGGAGACCAUCAAGGUUGGGAAUCCAACUAUGGCAGAGGACAGCAAGAAAGUGCUGGAGGAUGGGAGCAAGGAAGGGAUCAGCAAAACAGCGGAUGGGAGCAAGGAGGUGCCCAGCAAGGAGGUGAUUGGGAACAAGGAGGUGCUCAACAAGGAGGUGGUUGGGAACAAGGAGGUGAGGAACAAGGAGGAGGAUGGAAUCAAGAAGGUGGCUAUGGAGGAGCUGAUGAUGGUAGAUACAGCCAAGACAAUGUACAGUCUGGUGGUCAAGGAGGAUGGGAACAAGGGGCUAAUGAUGGAGGACAUGACGAAGGAUAUGGAGCUUCAGAAACCCACCAAAGUGGAGGUUGGGGCGGCAAUUACGGCUCUAGCAAUGCAGGUAGCAAUGUAGCAUGGUCUAGCAACUAUGGUGGAUCUCAGGCGGGUUCUGUUCAAUGGCCAAGCACUGCAGAAGCGAAUAAAAAUGCUGGAUGGCAAAAUACUGGAAACUAUGGAGGUGCUAACAGAGGCAUUGGAUGGGUGUGAAAUCUUUCUUUUGUUUAGAACUACUGAACAUCCGUCCAUAGUUACGUGUCAAAGUUUUAAGAACAAAGUUAAAGGUGAUGAAAGGCCUAUAGAGGUAAUCCGUCUUAAGGCCGUAUCACCGUCACGACAGAGGUAGAUUAUCAGUCUUGUGUUUAUGAAUUUCGGGAAGCUCAGUGGUCAAGAGCUAGUCUCAGGAUCAUAUAAUGUAGUGUAUUUCCUUCUAAUUUAUUUAUAUUUUUCUAUGCAUUAUCGGCUUGAAAAAGCCAAUAUUCUUCAAAUUCUUUUCAAUUUGUAAUUUAUGUUUGCAUUUUUUUAAUAUGUUAUAUGCAGGUAUAAUCUAUUAUAUAGACAUAAUUCAAACGCUAGCUGAAGUUUUCACUUCAAGUAUGUCUUUAAAAUUUCCUUAACCGCUAAUUUUUCAUUUUAAAUAUUUCAUAUUCAGCUUCUGAGGUUUUUACUUAGAUUUUAUUAAGUAAUUUAGUUAAUUAUUUUUAUAACUAGAAUUUAAUCUAAUUUUAAAACCCUUCUUUUAGUUUAAUAUUGUAUAGUUUUGAAAACCUUAAUUUUUUAUUUGUGUUUUGACAUUGUAGAUUUUUAUUGAAAUCUUUUCUUGCGCAAGUGCUUUUGAAAUUACACAGUAUCUUUCUCGAAAAAGUAAUUCAUUUACGAUUUAUUACAUUUUAUCUUAAUGCAUUCACUACAUUUUAUCUUAAUGCAUUUAUUACAUUUUAUCUUAAUGCAUUUAUUACAUUUUAUCUUAGUAGUUUCAUAAUUUCAGUUAAUUAAAAAGGAAAUGAUAUUUUUAAUUAUUUUUUGAAGCUUUAACUGUGUAUGCUGUAAUUUGUUUAAAACAUUUUUAGUGGCUUGUAAAAAACUUCAUCAAAGAAACGUUCUCUUACAGUAUCAAAAUAAAACAUACUUUUUUAUCUGCAAGGAAUAUACACAUGACGCUAAUUCACUUCUGUCGUUUUUUUUUCAAAAUCCCCUGUACAUAGAAUACUUGUUUGAUGUUUUAUAUAUGUUUUGUAUAUUCUUGUGUACGUGUAAAAUAAACUGUUUAAGUUAAUUCUGUUAAUAGACCAUUUCCCCUUUUAAAGAUGCCGUUUUUGUGCUCAAGGAAGAUGUUAUAGAAUUUAGCGAAACAAAAUUUUUAAAUCGCAUUUACCUAGAAUUAAUUUUAAUGAGCGAUUUAUUAAAAUGCUCUUCUCAAAAAAUAAAAGUAUUCAUUGUAAUUUCAGGAAAGUAAUUUAAAUGAAUAUUGAUAUUUUUGAUGAGAGUUUGUCAUUAAACAUAAGAAAGUUCCAACACUUUAAAUUUUACAAUAUAGAUGAUAUUUGCUAAGGUAAAUUAUUCGAAGAUGAGCGACUUUAUAAAAUAUUAAAACUUUUUUUCAAUAAAACCAUUCUCUUGAUAAUAAGCUUUCAGCUUUUCUCUCUUAAAAUCUUCGUAAUGCUUUUUUGAGCUGUCUUGGAACUUUAGUUCCGACAAAAAAUCAGGGAUUUUAUUUUCAGCAGAAUUUAACUAGUCAGCUAAAAUUUAAAAAAUUCAACAUAAUUGUAUCUUGAUUGUAAAAUAUAGGCCAGUUUUAAUAAAACAAAUUCCUUUAAGUACUUUAAUGCUACUUCAGCAUUUUGAACUGCGUGCCCACUUCAUUCCUAUUUGCUAAAUUUUAUUAUUGAACAACCUAAUAUUAGAGGCAGAAACUUUAAAUAAAAAGCUUGGAAAUUUGCAUAUUUCAUUUACUUUCAUGAUAAACGUUGCAGUAACUUUAAAGAUUCAAUUUAGCAUUUUAUGUAUUACCUACUUCAGACAGAGAAAUAAUUGGCGAAUUUAUUUGCUCUGCGCGAACUUUUACUAGCGGAUAUAAGAAAGAUGGUAAACCCACAGAAUUUGAUUCCGAACGUGACAGAGAGAAUUUUAUGUCUGCAAUAUUUUGAGCGUGUAUGUUAAUGUUGCCCGGUGCAAUAGUAAGGAAUAACGUAAAUGCAAAUAUGGAGUACAUUUUUCAUAAACAGUUGUACCGAAUGUAUUCAUAACAAAAUAAAAUUUGCUUUGGUUAAUUUGCAGUUUUACACUCUUAAGGAAAUAAAUGACAUCUAAUACAUUAAAUCAAGUAAACAUGAUGGAAGUUUAAACAAAGCAAACGUUUUAUAAAAUACUUCGGUACAGCUAAAUUACUUUAUCUUCUGUCUGCGUCUGUUUUCUCAGGAGUACUGUAAAUGUAUUUGUAAUUUUUGUCGUUUCUGCUGUGCAGUUUAUUUAAUAUUACUUAUUUUAGCUUUUUGUAUUUUUGUUUAGUAGUAUUUAAGAAGAUUUUCAUAUAAUUGAUUUUAAAUGCAUUGAUUCUUUUAUAUAGAUGAUAUUUUUAUUUUGAAGUUUAGUCUUAAGCUUCAGCAAGUGUGGCCAAUUUUGUUUCGGUACUGUUUUUUUAUCUGUAAUUUUAUUUUAUAUAUUUGUGAACAAAAUAAAGCAUCGCUUUCUAAAUCCCA
Stegodyphus dumicola is the source of this 3846-nucleotide messenger RNA. RefSeq lists its product as uncharacterized. The record is from RefSeq and is a predicted model, not a curated record. Lineage: Eukaryota; Metazoa; Arthropoda; Arachnida; Araneae; Eresidae.